Molecule: messenger RNA, 1479 nt
Organism: Verticillium alfalfae VaMs.102
Lineage: Eukaryota; Fungi; Ascomycota; Sordariomycetes; Glomerellales; Plectosphaerellaceae
Product: ribosome assembly protein RRB1
Exons: 2
Coding region: 1-1479 (492 amino acids)
Molecular function (GO): protein binding
Source: RefSeq, a predicted model, not a curated record
AUGUCGAAGCGAACGGCCGACACCGAAAUGGGCGACGGCCCCCUCAAGGCCGGUGAUCGUCCCGAGAAGAUGGACGUUGACGGCGACAACGAGAUGGGAGAGUUUGAAGACGAGUUUGAGGACGAGUUCGAGAGCGAAAGCGAGGAUGAGAUUCUGGAGGCUGGCGUUGACGGACGACCAGAUGCGGAGCGCGAGGCCGAGGAAAAGGGUGCUAUGGAAGUUGACCAAGGCACUUUCAUCGUCGGCCGGAGCAAGCUCGAGCCUGGCCAGACGCUGGCCCCCGACCUCACCACGUACCAGAUGCUUCACAACCUCAACACGCCGUGGCCCUGCCUUUCGUUCGACCUUCUCCGCGACAACCUGGGCGACAACCGCAAGGUUUACCCCGCCACGAUGUAUUCGGUUUCCGGUACCCAGGCGGCGAGUGAUCGCGCUGAAGAGAACGGACUGAUGGUCAUGAAGUUCAGCGGUUUGAGCCGGAUGGACAAGCUUGAGGAGGACGAGUCGGACGAGGAGGAGGACGAUGACGACGACGAGGAUUCCGACCCUAUCCUCGAGUCCAAGACGAUCCCCCUGAACUCGACGACCAACCGUGUUCGUGCGCACCAGAUUCCCUCGCAAGAUGCCUCAAGGCCACCUACAACACUGACGGCCACGAUGACUGAGUCGACCAACGUCUUCAUCCACGACAUCACUCCCCAUCUCACAUCGUUCGACAACCCGGGCACCACAAUCACCGCCCAACAGAACAAGCCUGUGUCGACGAUUCGCGCGCACAAGGCCGAGGGAUACGCGGUGGACUGGUCGCCUAUCGUCCCUGGGGGCAAGCUCCUCACCGGUGACAACGACGGCUUGAUCUAUGCGACCACCCGCACCGACGGCGGGGGCUUCGUUACCGAUACCCGUCCUUUCCAAGGCCACACUAGCAGUGUCGAAGACAUCCAGUGGAGCCCUUCGGAACAGUCCGUCUUCGCCUCGGCGUCUAGCGACGGCACGGUGAGGAUUUGGGACGUCAGGAGUAAGAGCAGGAAACCCGCCCUGACGGUCCAGGUCAGCGACACGGAUGUCAACGUGCUGUCCUGGUCUCGCCAGACCACCCAUUUGCUGGCCUCUGGCGCCGACGAUGGGGUGUUUGGCGUCUGGGAUCUCCGUCACUGGAAGGGAACGGGCGACAAGCCCACCCCCAUUGCCAGUUUUGACUACCACAAGGAGCAGAUCACCAGCGUGGAGUGGCACCCGUCCGACGACAGUAUCAUUGCUGUGGCGGCAGGUGACAACACCGUCACGCUGUGGGACCUGGCUGUCGAGCUGGACGAUGAAGAGAGCAAGGAUACGGGCGGCGUCAAGGACGUGCCUCCCCAGCUGCUCUUCGUCCACUACCUCUCGAAUGUCAAAGAGCUGCACUGGCAUCCCCAGAUCACGGGCAGCUUGGUGGCCACGGGUGAUGAAUUCAGCAUCUUCCGUACGAUUAGCGUUUAA